AAAACAAGGCCGGGGUACAGACUCAGUGUUCAGGUGUGAAGGUCUCGAGCUCACUGGAACAUAAAACACCACAGGCGCGUUAGCGGGAAUAUUCAGGGCUAUCACGUGACCAGAGCGCGAGAGUAGAGUGGAGUGAAGGAGUGUGGGAUUAGAGACACAACAACACACACACACACACACACACACAACAACAACAACACACACACAGCGGAGUUAUAGAGCUGGGCCGGCACGAGACUGAGGAUGAACUGCCGCUCGGAGGUCCUGGAGGUGUCCCUGGAGGCGCGGCAGGUGGACGAGGCCAUGGCGGCGCUGCUCCACACCAUCCUCCUGCACCGCAGCACGGGGAAGUUCCACUAUAAGAAGGAGGGCACGUACUGCAUGGGCACGGUGGGCACUCAGGACAUCGACUGUGACUUCAUCGACUUCACCUUCGUACGGGUUUCAUCAGACGAGCUGGAGCGCGUGAUCAGGAAAACCGUGACCGAGUUUAAGGAUGCGCUCGGGAACUCGGGCAGUGACGGAAUGGGUCAGGUCUCUCUGGAGUUCUAUCAGAAGAAGAAGUCUCGCUGGCCGUUCUCGGACGAGUGUAUCCCCUGGGAGGUGUGGACCAUCAAGGUGAACGUGGUGAACCUGGCCAACGAGCAGGAGCGUCAGAUCUGCCGGGAGAAGGUGGGCGAGAAGCUCGGGGAGAAGGUCGUCAACAUCAUCGAGGUCAUCAACCGGCACGAGUACCUGCCCAAGAUGCCCACGCAGUCCGAGGUGGACAACGUGUUCGACACGAGCCUGAAGGACGUCCAGCCGUAUCUCUACAAGAUCACCUACCAGAUUACGGAUUCCCUCGGGACGUCGGUGAGCACCACCAUGAGGAGGCUCAUCAAGGACACGCUGGCCUUAUAGUGGGGGGGUGGGGGGGGGGCUGUUAGUGCAGCAUCCAGCGUCACCACACACACCUCGUGCAUGUCUUCUUGUUAUUUAGGGUGGACGCCUUUUGAUUUACCGUGACAUCACUUCAACAACAUUCGAAUAAAGUCUUCUGGUUGUAACAUAAACACUGACGUUGAUGUAAACUCCUGUGUAUAAUGUUUUAAUAACAACAACAACAAUAACAGUUAAUUCCUUAUAGAGUUUUGAAACAUGGUGUGAGGCCGAGUGCUUCAUCCUGCAGUGUGUGUGUGUGUAACAUCCGCUCAUUAAUCCUGAUGUUUAAUCUGUAGAGAUAAAAUGUUUUUUUUUUUAAGAAUAAAACUGAAAUCCUGUUAAACUUUA
Clarias gariepinus (North African catfish) is the source of this 1269-nucleotide messenger RNA. RefSeq names its product autophagy related 101 (gene atg101). The coding region runs from base 244 to 900 and encodes 218 amino acids. Gene Ontology annotation, cellular component: phagophore assembly site. Lineage: Eukaryota; Metazoa; Chordata; Actinopteri; Siluriformes; Clariidae. The transcript has 3 exons. Gene Ontology annotation, biological process: autophagosome assembly; autophagy. The record is from RefSeq and is a predicted model, not a curated record.